This is a messenger RNA of Dreissena polymorpha, 6912 nucleotides long. RefSeq names its product golgin subfamily A member 6-like protein 7. The record is from RefSeq and is a predicted model, not a curated record. The coding region runs from base 549 to 1751 and encodes 400 amino acids. The transcript is spliced from 8 exons. Lineage: Eukaryota; Metazoa; Mollusca; Bivalvia; Myida; Dreissenidae.
ACCAAACGAUUAAUCUUCAACGAAUUAUUUAAUUCCAGUGAAAUCCAUGUUUAUGUACAGUGUUUUUAGCCAUGCAAAUCCGAUACUUAAACUCGGCAAUAGCAUUAAGCUCCAUUAAUAACUUGCAUGAUUGACCUAUUUACAUUAACGACCAAAAUAAACACAACACAUUUUUACCAUUUGCAAAAGAGUAUAUACUCUCCAUUUAUAUGGGAGUACUGCUUAACUUUGCAAUUCAUGUGGAGUUUAAAUGAAGAGGACCAAUAGGAUGUUAAAAUAUGUUACAGCAACAAACUGAGUGAGACUAGUUUGAACACAUGUGGAACCUUAACAUUAUCCAAAAUCUAAAUAAAAUGGAAACUGAGAUUCAGGAUGUUAUACCUAGAUGGGCUACCAGCAUAAAAAUAUCAGCUACAAAAAUGCAAUAAGACAAUCUUGCAAAAUGAAUGCUGAUUUGGCACAAUAAAAUAAAAAAUAAAUGGCACAUACUGUAUAUAGAUGUUUCUAAUAUAGAACUACAAUAAAAAGUCAUAUAUUUGCUUGAAGCAAUGAAGCCUCUACUUUGUCAAAACAACUCAGCCAUGGACGAUAGAACACAUGAUGGCAGCAAACACCAAGCAAUCAUACGAGCAAGGUCUGCAGAAGAGAAAUCCAACAAUUGUCAUAAACUUGCAGAUAGAAAAUACUCUGCUCCUGAAAUUUUUGUGUUUGAACAAGUUGAUGAGGCAGAGGUUGCAUCAAAGAAUGACUAUGAACAGCAAAGCCUUUUGUGUCAUAACCUAAAUUCCAAUUGCAUGCCUCCUGGGGUUUCUCUGUUAAACUUCCAAAGUAUUGUACAGGAGCUGGUCAAAACAAAGAUGUUUCUACACUCUCAGCUUAAGAAAAUUGAAAAUGAAAAGGCUCAAGAAUUGGAGUCUUUACGGAGUGAGGUCUACACACAGAAGAAGCACAAUCAGUUACUUCAGGUAACUACAAAGAGUGGUAUGCAGAUACCUUCACAUCACAGAACUGUGAGUGAGCUGGAGAAAUGCAAGAUUGAGUUGUCACGGCGACCCAAUCCCAGUGUUCAACUGAAGCAUGAGGACAGCUUCGAACUGACCUUGGCAUCACAGCCAGCGCAGGUGUCACACCAGGUGAAAGAAGUUGCUGAUGUUCAAAAGCUGAAUGACCAGAUCUCACAACUGUGGAAGAGAAACCAGGAGUUGUUGGGCGAGAAUGAGAGUCUAAAGCGAUGCAAGGAGGAGUUGGAGUCACAGUACUGCAACCUGAGAGACAAGGUGAGAAUAUUUGGUACUUGUCUUCAGGAUGAGAAAUCUAAAAACCAAAGACUGGAGGACCAACUGUUAAGUAUGAAGGAAAAUAACAAGAAACUGUCAGAAAAAGUGGGCGAACUCAGGCAAAAAUAUGAGGAGCUCAGUCUGGAGAAGCAUGCCUUGGAGAAGAACCUAACCCUACAGGACGCUCGGGCCAGCAAUGUUACCCUACAGAAGCAUUCGGGGGAGAGCCCACAUAACUCCUCACAAGCCCUCUCCAAGGGUCACACCUCAAAGUCUGUCAGAACUGCUGAGCUGUCUUCAGCGGAGACUUCCCGGCCAUUAAAUAUUGCAACAAAGGCAGUGGCCUUUAACAACCUUAAUGUUGAUUCAGAAGCCAAAGUCUCAAAUGUUCAAGUUCAUGAAUGUCCUCGGUGUUUGCAAAAUUUCAAUAAUGAAGACUUUUAUUUUAAACACCUUCAGAUAUGUAUUGAAUAAAUAUAAUACUGUGAAACCAUUGUUAUUCGUCAGGCAUUUAUUUUUGUCUAUUUCGUCCGAACCGAUUAAAAAAUUUAAGAUCCUAACGAAUAAUUAUGUCUGAUGUUUAAACAAAAUUCAAGGGUGUUGACUAAUUGGCAAUUGGCUUCAUUUUUUCAAACACUCAUUAACGGUUAUUUGGUCCCGCUAUUCCGAUAAUCAUAACAAUGAACUUGUCAAUGGCAUAUACAUGUAAUAAUAAGGGCCAAUACUAGACAUAGACAUAGACAUGUUUAUUAGGUAAUAUAGGCCACUGACCCAAAAUACAGCAUUAACAUGAAACUAUGUCAAACAGAGUGAUACAUAAUCAUACAUUUAAGAACAUUAAAGCAUGUUGUUAUACACUUAAUUUAUCUCAAGCAUUUAAUUUACUAAUGCUAGAAUAGAAAAAGUUUCCCAAAUGAUAACCUUAUACACAUGAUUAAAAAGUAAGAAAGAGCAAUACAACAAUCUAUUUCAGGUAUGUAUGUUUAAGAUUUCUUUUCUUCUUACAAGCGAGUUAUGCAAAAACUUAGUAAUAUUUAUAAUAUUAUAUUCAUCUUUUAAGCAUAAUAUAGUAUAAAACAUUUGAUGAGAUCGGUUUCUUAACCAGUCAGCUUUGAAGAAUGUUUGCCUAAAUGUUUUGUAUUCAUUACAUUAAAAAAAGAAAUGAUACUCACCUCAACUACCCUUAUAUUAUUUUUUACACAUAAUGGACAAAAUCUUAAAUUUCUAUCUAUUAAUAAGUGUCGAACUUUCUCAAUCAUGAGGUCAUGCGCUGAGCAAAGAAAACUUGACAAAGUUUUCCUUAAAACAAAAGACAAAUUAAUAUUUAGAUAUGGUUCACAGUACAAAUCAGUUUAAAAAAAUCUAUAAUGCAAAGCUUUAGGAGAAUUAUCAAUUUUUGAUUUCCAUACUUGAAGAUAACAAUCUUCUAUUCGUGUUUUGAACAGAUGAGAUGUAUAAAAUUGUCUUCAUGCCCGACACCUUGAGCAAACCAAACCUAACCAAAUCCACAACUAAAUAGUAAUUCUCUGAUAUAACUAGCCCAUGUCCUUGAACCUGCAUCAUCUAACUCUUCUAACAUUUUAUGACACUGUUUAGGAUAUCGAUGAUUUUCCAUACGGGUGAUUUUCAACCAGAACUUGAUGCAAUUUGGGAUAUAUGUUAUACAUAAAGGACAUUCUCCUAAAGCUAAGAUAUCAGGUGUGUUUUGUGGUAAAUUACAAUAUUGUUUACAAAAUUUUAUUUUAUGCUUUCCGGUGGCCUAUAGAGAAAUAUUAGUGAAAUAAAACUGAUAUUUCGAAAAAUAACAGUGAAAAAAAUCGAUAUUUUUUACUGUUUUACUGAGAAAUGACGUCUUUUUUUCGACGAAAUGACGUCAGAAAUCCAGAGAAAUUAUCCAGUUAAACUAUUUUACAAUGUAAAUAAACGGUGAAAAAAGCAGAAAAUAAAAAGAAAAUUUGUUGGAUUUGAUGGGAUAUCGAUUUUUAUUCACUCAUGAUCAUAACAUAUACAUAUUUUCACUUGUGGCUGCGCCACUCGUGAAAAUAGUUUUAUAUGAUCACUUGUGAAAUAAAAUCGAUAUUUCAUCAAAUCCAACAAAUAUCCUCAAUUUAUUUGUACUUUUUCAAUUUUAACUACAUAUGAAUAGCCCCAUAUUUUGGAUCCGUAACAAACCUAUUAUCUUUGACAGACCCGAUUAAUCCAACAAUAAAAAUGUUGAGAUAUAAUUAUGAAAAUCAACAUCAUCUUGGUAUUUUAAAAGACCCCAAUGUUCCACGUACAAAUGUUAAGAUAAGAUUUCACAGAAGAUAACAAAAGAUUAUUUAAUUGGCAUGAGACAAACAGGACUCCCAAGUGUCAUCCGUUUUCACCACCACCAUUUGUGGCAAACCAGGACACUAGAUGAUAAAUCGCAGACAUGUAUUUCAAACGAAUCGGAUAUUGACUGACGCUUUUUUUCCAAAAUCAGACAUUGGCAAAUUAAAGUGCUGACAAAAUAGUCUUUCUUUUUUUUAAUUACGAAAUUGUGUGCUGAUGAAAAUAAAUGGUUUCACAGUAAUUGUUUUCGUAAAUUUUGAUCUCUUUUCUUUGCUUUUCUUAAUGUGUUAGAUGUGCAAUGUUAAGCUAUGAAAAUUUGAAAAGUAUGAGUGUUUUAAAUCAUUAAGAUUUAUUGCAAUGCUUUGAACAUCAUUUUAGUGUUUAGCAAAAGUCUGCUUUUUUAUUUAAAUGUUGGCAUGGACAUGAGCAUUUUAUAAAUGGAUAUAGGGUAACAAUAAUGAAGAAUUAUUUAUCACAUGUUACCUGUUAAGCAAAACAAGUUUUUACUUCUGCAAUCUACCAGUAGAUGUAUUUUGUUUGAAUAUUUCCUAUGUCUGAAUGAUUUUUUACUAUAUGUAUACACCUCAAUACAAUGUUAAGGGGUUACACUAAAAUCACUUUGGGCGUCUGUCCUGAAACUUGUGUCUCAACUGCUCUUCAACAGCUGUGUGAAUUUGGUUAAUAUUUACACAUCUAAAUGACCUUAGGGUAUAGAUGAUCCUUAUCGAAAGAUUUACAUCGCAACCAGUUUUUGCAGCAUAAUAUCCCUUGGUCUGUCUUUCCACUAAAAAGCUUAUGUUUUAAAUUCCCCCUUAACAGCUGUGUGAAUUUCGAUAAAUUUUUGACAGUUAAAUGAAUGUGUAGAUGAUAGUAAACACAAUUUUAGAAUAUAUAUUCCUCCCCCAUUUUAUGUACUCAACUAUCAUUAUUGUUAAGAAUUAAAUUUUGGCGGAAUUAUGGUCUUUUGUUUUUUUUUCCACCAUAUAAAGCCUCCAAAUUGUGUGUACUGAAUUCCUCUUAUAAUGUUUGCAAGAUGUAGUUCAAACUUUAUCAACUGAAUGAGUUUCAUGUGAAGAUGAUUGCAAAGAAAGUAUUUUUGUUAUGAGUAGAUGAUUAUAGAGAAAGGAAUUUUUAUUGUGACCAGUUUUGGCUGAAGUUCGGCCUUUGUCUGUUUUUCUACUUAAAAAUUAAUAAGCGUCAAAAUUGUGUGUACUUAACUUCUCUUUAACUGCUUUGUGCAUUGUGCUCAAAACAGAUGAAUUACUUUAAUGUUUAGAUGAUUGCCAAGUUAAUAAUUCUGUCCAAGCAUAUGCUGUGGAGGCACCACUGUUUAUGGCAUCUUGCUAAUUGCAAUUGUCUGACAAUGAAUUUACCAGGUAUUCAUUAUUUAUAGCAUUAAUGUUUAGUCAAAAGGCUACAUUUUUUGUUGGGCAAUAUUUAUUUGUGGUUUAUUUAUAUUAUACAACUUAUCUUUAUUUACUAUUUAUGCCCCCCCUUUGAAGAAGAGGGGGUACAUUGUUUUGCUCAUAUCAGUCGGUCCGUCCACUGAAUGGUUUCCGGAUGAUAACUCAAGAAAGCUUAAGUCUAGGAUCAUGAAACUUCAUUGGUACAUUGAUCAUGACCUGCAAUGACCCCGAUUGAUUUUCAGGUCACUAGGUCAAAUGUCAAGGUCACGGUGACUAGAACCAGUAAAAUGGUUUCCGGGUGAUAACUUGAAAACGCUUACGCCUAGGAUCAUGAAACUUAAUAGGUACAUUGAUCAUGACUUGCAGAUGACCCCUAUUGAUUUUCAGGUCACUAGGUCAAAGGUCAAGGUCACGGUGACUCGACACAGUAAAAUGGUUUCCGGAUGAUAACUCAAGAAAGCUUAUACCUAGGAUCAUGAAACUUCAUAGGUAUAUUGAUCAUGACUCGCAGAUGACCCCUAUUGAUUUUCAGGUCACUAGGUCAAAGGUCUCGGUGACUUGACACAGUAAAAUGGUUUCCGGAGGAUAACUCGGAAGAAAGCUUACACCUAGGAUCAUGAAACUUCAUAGGUACUUUGAUCAUGACUGGCAGAUGACCCCUAUUGAUGUUCAGGUCACUAGGUCAAAGGUCAAGGCCACAGUGACAAAAAGCGUAUUCACACAACGGCUGCCACUACAACUGACAGCCCAUAUGGGGGGCAUGCAUGUUUUACAAACAGCCCUUGUUACAAUUUAACUUUGAUCAGGCCUUUAAGAUGGUAAAGGGCAGUACCUUAACCCACCACAUGUUAAAGGUAUUUUCAAAAUACUUAUAACAGAAGUCAACUGAUCACCACACAAAUUAACAAAUAUCAAGUUGGGUUUCAUCUGCAUUUGCUCGCAUGUCUUGGAUAUGUUAAUAAGAAAAACGUUCUGUGGGCAAAACAGUAUGAUACAAUUUCAUCAUGGAUACAAUGCAGGUCUCAAAAUGUGCAUGCUUCUUAUAAUACAUGUAAAUAGAUUUCCCGGUGUUACAUUCAAUACAGUUAGGGGUCCAAGAGAAAUCGAAUAGAUUUUAUAUUAAAUUGUUCUGAGAAUCAUUACAAAAAUGUGUCACUUUGUUAAGGAAAGUGUUUGUAUUGAUCAAGACCAACAACAAUAUUGUCAACGUUUUUGUCAGGUUUAGUACAAUGGUGGAAUUAGGCUUUGUGCAAAUAAUGCUUAGGAAAUUUCUGUGCAAGCAUCAAUUAAUGACCAAAUGUUAAAACAGAUAUGAAAAGUAUGACUCACAGGCCUUAUAUAACAGUAUUGUAGUUUUUAAUGUGGUAAAUGUGAAGAAGUUUAUUUGUAUUUGUGGUUAUAACCGGUAUAAAUAUUCUGAGUUAAUUCAAAUUGUCUAUCAGGAAAUGUAUUAUGGGUUCUAUCUUUCAACAAUUAUAUAUGUGCCAAUACCAUUCAGGUGCUCAGUGUUUAUUUGGAUUUUGAGACAAAUAGAAAAUUUAUAGUAAACAAAAAUGAGUUACAAAAAGCUAGUCCAGGAAGAGUUUAAAAAACAGUAUUUCAUGAUUCUUGACCAGGGUUUGUCUUGCUGAUUUUAUAUCUGUUAUAAGGUUCUAUUUUACCAAUUUAAAGUAAAUUGACAAUCAAAUUCCCAAUUGUGUGGGUAUGUGUCAAUUUCUCAAAAUUGUAAAAAAAGAGGCUUACCAGCAAUUCUUCUAUAAUGUGAUUGAGCAAUAAUACUAAUAUUGUAUGUAAGUGACCCAUCAUGCAUUGCAGACUAGUAUCAUGUAUAUAUCAUGUAUAUUUGAAGAAAUAUGCUGCUGUUUAGUGCCAACUAUUAUGUUAUUGAAAUUAAAUUAUUAUUACAGAUAAAA